AUGCGGCUGGCCGCUCAGGCCCCGACAAAGCCUGGCGAGGGGGAUUCGCUCAUACGUGGGCGUAUAUUUUCGGAAAUACCCCCACAUCACCUCGUCCCGGUUGCACGGGGGUGGUACUUUACUAAUAAAAAAUAAUAUUACUGUUUAACGUAAAAGCCGAGCAUCCGACGUGUCAGACCAGAUCAUGAUCUACCCGGACCACGUCAGCAUCAAAAGAGACAAAGAAAAUACUCCUAUGGAAAAACCGGUAUGCCCGGUGUCAUUUUCUCUUUAUUGGUCGGAAAUAUCGAAUUUUCCAAAAUACAUUUUUUUUCACAUAUUCCCUCCGUACUCACAUUUAUUACGAAAGAUUGCAUUUUUUUUCAUAAAUAAUAGACGAAGGGACAUAUUGAUAAAUAACCCCUCUCGCUCAAGCACUAGUAACAAAUUUAUGAAUAGCCCCUAACUUUGGCAAGAUAAGCGUUAAAACCCCAUCCUGAAAAAUUUAUGACGACGGCGGGAGAGAGAAAAUGAGAGACCUCUCGUGGUAAUAAGAAUCUUGGGGAAUAAUUAAAUAAUAACUAAUGAGGAAGGGAGAAAAAGCUUGCGAAUGAGAGCGUCAGCGGGAGAGAGAGAGAAGGGGUUUCAUCGGGACGGGAGGCUAAAAGUCAAUAGGUGGCGGCAACAGAGCAGACGGUGAGGAGGAAUGGUGGUGAGGGGACGGACGGCGAGGAGAUAGGACGACGGGGCGGACAGCAAGGAGACGGGACAAUGGUGAUGGGGUGGCUGGUGAGAAGGAGAGUGGUGGCGACGGGGUGGACGGCAAGGAGGUGGAAUGGCGACGACGGGGCGGAUGA
Molecule: messenger RNA, 836 nt
Organism: Spirodela intermedia
Lineage: Eukaryota; Viridiplantae; Streptophyta; Magnoliopsida; Alismatales; Araceae
Source: the annotation of a GenBank genome assembly